AUGCUAAUUUCAUUGAAUACUAUUUUAAACAAUGUGAAGUAUCUCAUGAAAUCCUACCCGGUGCAGCGAGGGCACAGAAUAAGGGGAGAGGCAGCCCUAACGCUACUCUGCCUUGUCGUAGCUAUAGCCAUAUGGGCACUUCCUGCCGUCAAAGCUGGGCGUUGGAACAAUAGACAACGUCAAAUAUGUUCAAUAGGCAACCAUGUUGGCGGAAGAUUGCCCAAAAUUGGUGAUAUACGCAACAGCAAUGCAAAGAAUGAGCGAACACAGUUAAUACCAAGUGAUAACUACGACAACAAAUUCUCACGUUUGUUGCUGGUUAUCACAGAAAAUGGGCUAGAAAGGCUGCGCCAGUCAAGAGUACUGGUGGUUGGAGCAUCCAAACUGGCCUCAGAGAUCAUUACGCAUCUCAGUAGAUCAGGGGUUGGCACAAUUUGCGUAUGGGACAGCGAUGAUGGCGCGAAGGAGAUGGCGCAGAAUAUAAUGCUAUUACAAACUGAUGUUAAAAUUAAAAUAUUGGAAAGGGAACCAAAAUAUGCGGAAGAGAAUUAUGACGCUGUGAUAUUCGUCGAUCAACCACUGCAACAAGCAAUGGAUGUGAAUGACAUAGUGAGGGAUAAAAGCAAGUUUAUAUACACAAUAUCAGCCGGUGUCUAUGGCCUUGUUCUCUCGGAUUUCGGUGAUGUACACCGUGUUCACGCAAGGGCGGAAAGGCACAAUCCAGAGCAACAGGGCACCGUAAUAUCAGAUGGGAAGACGUCAGUAAUAGAAGUAAGCUCAAACUAUGGUGUGGACACUUACGAACCGGGUGAUGUUGUCAAUAUCUCAGUGACAAAAUACCUCGGUUAUUCGAAAGCAAGGUAUCAAAACGACGGAGAUAUUAUAGUUAUCACGGCAAAAGUUUUGAGUGUCGAACAUGUAGACCAAUUCUCAGUUAAAUUGGUCAUUGAUAUAAACAUGAAGGAAUGGAACAAAGGGAACUUUGGUAUUAAGAAGGUAGAACGACCAACCAACUUUACAUUCGACUCCCUGAAAACUUUGGUGAGACGUUUACUUGGAGAGAAACCAGGAUGGAUCGAGCUUAUAAAGGACCUAUUCAAAAGAACAUCUGUGAAACCUGCACAACUCAUCAUAGCCCCAGCAGCAGGGAACUCUAAACAUAGAAGUGUUGUUGCUACUGCUGCAGCGUUGAUGAAGUUGGGUCGGAAACGAGCUCCUUCGGUGGAUGACGAGACACUGGGCAACUGCAGUGUUAUGGACAACUCUGCGGAUGAAGAGGUCUCCUUGUCUGUCAAAGAAACUUUACCUGCAAAUUUUUCAACCUUGACGCAAGUUGAAGUUCCGGCAAUCAACUCUCUUGUGGAAGCUAUCAAGGGGUUAACUGGAGUGUUCACACCCUCAGAGGUGAUAAUAGUGGACAGAUGUGAUGUAUUCCCCAGCAACGGCGCCGGACUCUCCGUUGAAGAUGCCCGCAGGCAUCUGGAACAGGCCAACAAAUGUGGAUACGUAGUGGUUGGUGCCGGAGCUUUAGGAUGCGAGUAUUUGAAAAUGCUCGCACGUAUGGGUGUUGAGCAUGUCACGAUUCUGGAUAACGAUAGAGUGGAUGUUUCUAACCUCACCAGACAGAGCCUUUUCACACUAGCAGAUGUGGGCACUAGCAAGGCGGAAGCUGCGGUUAAGAAUCUGCGUUUGAUUACUAAUCGAAAUUUAAAGAAUUAUGUCGCGCAAAAUAGAUUGUUUGAUGAAGAUUUUCACGCCGAACAAAACGAUGAAAUCACACAGCUCAUACUUUUGUCAGCUGUAGAUAACAUCCAUGCAAGAUUGGCCAUAGAGAACUAUGCCAUAGAGAAUUUACGCAUAUUUGUGGAGGCUGGCAUACAUGGAAUGAAUUGCAGCACUUCAGUUUCGGUACCGCAUUGCACGGACUCGUAUGGAUCAACAGUGGGACCGGAAACGCUCAUGAAUGAUCAUGUUAGCUGCUCCGUAAAGGGGAUACCGAGGACAAUUGAAGACACUGUGUUCUACUCGAUGGAGUUGUUUGCAUGGAUAUUUGAUCAGCAACAUCAAAUAUUUAACAACUUUCAACAGGACCCCGUGGGCACGCUCCAGAGUGCUUUGUCUAAGUCUUUAGAACACUUCUGUAACGUUGCCAAUUCAAUUGGUGAUAAUGCGCAAUUUGUUGUUGGAUUGUUAAAUGCUAAAGAUUGGGCCAAUAGGGCUUAUGACACCUAUUUCUCUAUCCCCCUCCCAUUAAAGAACAUGCUCUUGGAUGCCAUGUCUAAUAUUAAGCGGCGAGCUGUGCGUUCAUUGGGGCAGCGGGACAACGAAAACACUGUAGAGGUGGAUAAAUUGGGUAGCACUCUACGUUUGAUGAUAGAAGAACAUUGCAGGAAAUUAGAAAUGACACCCAAUGACGGUAUGAUUAAGAGGUGCUUAGAUGCUGUGGAUGUUUUGUUAAGGAACCCCGGAAUUAGAAGGUUAUUUGAGAGUGGAAUGAAUGUAGAAUUGAAACGAACAUCCUUCAACGAAAAUUUAAAGGAUAACCGUGAAUUCGUUUUCGCAGCCAGCAAUAUCAGAGCUCACAAGUUUGGAAUAUGUCAGAAGGACAUGACAACCAUAAUGAAAGUUGCUAAAAAUGUGGUACCUGCAAUAUCUACCACGGUUGGAAUAGCCGCAUCUAUGGCCAUGUUAGAAGUAUACAAGGCUGUAUCACUACUAGAAAAUAUGCACUUGGUACAUCAAAGGAAAAUGGAUGAAUUGAGCCAAAAUGUUGCCAAUAGGCAGGUGAGCAUCGCAAAACCAAAUGUCAUGGGUGGUUCCCCAACGCUCAUUUUAAAUCAAGGUGAGGCAUCCUUUUUUAACAAAAAUAAAAAGGUGGUAUCACUAAGGAUAAUAGAUUACCGGAGAAACCGAGAACUCUCACGGGGAUUGAUCAAUAAUUAUUUCAACCUUAGCACAAUGAACUAUAUUCCCAGCUGUACGAGCUUCCCUGAUAUAUUCGAAGUCUACAGUGGUGACGCACUGUUAAGAGGAGUGUCAUUGUCGUUCUGGGACCACAUUAUUGUUAAUGACGGGAAAACCAAUAAUGCAAGUUACGGUGCAGGUAAGCCAUCCGAUACCGUUAAAGGUGCACAAAUUACUAUUGGUGAGUUGGUUGGUUCAGUAGAGAGGCUGUUCGACGUAAAGGUGGAAGCGUUGUAUGCAUCUGGUCAUAUUGUAACCGUGUCUGAGGACAACACCUCCAAAACACUUCGGGAUGUGUUCAAUUUUAAGGGCACCGGAACAAUACAAUUGAAGGCAAAAGACAAGGUGACAUCUCAGCCUAUUGGACUACCUAAUAUAAGAUAUGCGAUUCAAUCUUGA
This is a messenger RNA of Babesia sp. Xinjiang, 3363 nucleotides long. It is a transcript of the gene ptr3, whose product is annotated as Ubiquitin-activating enzyme E1 1. The transcript is spliced from 2 exons. Gene Ontology annotation, cellular component: cytoplasm. Lineage: Eukaryota; Apicomplexa; Aconoidasida; Piroplasmida; Babesiidae. The record is from RefSeq and is a predicted model, not a curated record. The coding region runs from base 1 to 3363 and encodes 1120 amino acids. Gene Ontology annotation, molecular function: ubiquitin-like modifier activating enzyme activity.